AUGGUUGGUGUUUCCGGCAAGAACUUGUAUCCUCCCGUAUACGGAUUAAGCAUGGCCCGACAUAUCACUGCUCGAAGUAGCUUCUCCUCUACGGAGGAAUACGUAGGUACAGAGUCAGGAGUCCCACCCAAAGACCAAACACAAGGUCAAGGCCACACCCCGCGCCGCCCGACCACGCUGGAAGCCGUCCAAGCGCUGCUUAACUCCGUCGAUGGAUGUCGCUGGGGUCCGAAACUGAUGCGGCAGCAUGGCGGCACAGCAACACUAGUCCACAAAGUCAUUAUUGCCGGCACCGUACCAGAGUACAUACCAUGUGCUGUACAGGUACAGGUACAGGUAUGUUCGUAA
This is a messenger RNA of Venustampulla echinocandica, 348 nucleotides long. RefSeq lists its product as uncharacterized. The coding region runs from base 1 to 348 and encodes 115 amino acids. The transcript has a single exon. Lineage: Eukaryota; Fungi; Ascomycota; Leotiomycetes; Helotiales; Pleuroascaceae. The record is from RefSeq and is a predicted model, not a curated record.